Messenger RNA from Scleropages formosus (Asian bonytongue), 3218 nucleotides. RefSeq names its product interferon alpha/beta receptor 1b-like. Gene Ontology annotation, biological process: cytokine-mediated signaling pathway. Bases 616 to 1938 code for a protein of 440 amino acids. The transcript is spliced from 8 exons. Gene Ontology annotation, molecular function: interferon receptor activity; protein binding. Gene Ontology annotation, cellular component: plasma membrane. Lineage: Eukaryota; Metazoa; Chordata; Actinopteri; Osteoglossiformes; Osteoglossidae. The record is from RefSeq and is a predicted model, not a curated record.
GCUCAUUGUAUUAUUUAAUUUCGUACAGCCAGGAAAUACCUUGCUCAAGGGUGGUAUGGCUGAAGGAGGGAUUUGAACUUGCAGCCUUUGGGUCCAAAGCAAAGGCAGCAGUUUUAAUCAGCACGCAGUGAUAAUAAGAGAAAAGGCAAAUAAACACUACAGUCACUCAAUGGGCUCUUUGAAAUAUUACACGUGUUAAAUGAAAAAAGAAAAAAAAAAAACUCAAGCCAAAGAAUUUAGAGAAAAAUAAACUCGGGGGGGUCCAACCAAGGGCAAGGCAAGUUCCACUGGCUUUUAGAAUUACAGUUGGUUGCUGUGGGAUCGAUAUUUAUGCGAUCGGUAAAAUACUGUAAUCCCUGGUUUUUACAUCGUAUGAGAAGCGAAGACUCAAGUUCUGCACUAAACGUGAAAGCGCACAGCAUCAUGGGAGGGCGCUCUGGCGUGCGCGUCACUAGACUCUCCACGCCGGACUUCGCACCGAGAGCGCGCAGGGGAAGGGCGGUGACGGCGGCGGUGACGGCGACGCGCAAGAUGCGUGUUUGCGCGUGACGCGGCAGGGAAAGGGCGAGAAACAGGUUUGCGUGCGUCGAAAGCGGCAAAUAAUGCGAAGCUGCGAUGCGGAGGAGCAAGAUGCUCUUCGAGUGUGUCCUGUCCGCCCUCGUGACGGCCGUGUGGUGUGUGUCUGAAGUGUCUCCAGGGGUUCUGCUGGACUCGGACCCGCAGCCACAUGAGGAGACGGCCUCUGCAACCCUGCCCAGUCCCCAGGGGGUCACCAUGCAGUCCCUGAACACCCAGUACGUCCUCAAAUGGACGUGGCCGCACGGCUCCGGCGGGAACCGAACUGUCACCUUCGCAGCCCAGUACAUGCCUUUGCGCUCCAUUCCCACUCACAGGAAAUUCAAACUCAGGUCCAGGAACAGGAGUUGGUCUACGGUGUGCGAGAACAUCACGGACACCCAGUGCGACUUCAGCGACAGUGACCUCUACUACUUCGGCAUCUAUCUGCUGCGGGUCCGAGCGAGCCGUGAGAAGGAGAACUCCGACUGGGUCCAACAGGAGUUCUGCCCUGACAAAGAUGCUAACUUGGGUCCACCGUCCAACGUGGAGGUGACCCCGGCGAACAACGGCCUGACGGUGAACAUCUCGGACCCCUUGACCAGCAAGCACACCUCGAUGAAGGACUACCUGGCAUACAUGUACUACAGUGUACAGUACUGGAAGCACUCCACAGCUGAGCGCAAGGAGUAUCGGUACCUGAACGUGACUCGCAACGUGGUGACGCUGCUCAAGCUGGAGAGCUGGACGCUGUACUGCGUGAAGGUCCAGUCGCGUUACGACUUCUACCGCAAGGCCAGCACCUUCAGCCCCCAGCAGUGCGUGGAGACGAGAGGUCCCACAGCACUGUGGCAGAUCCUCCUCGUUUUCCUGCUCUCCAUGGCGCUCUGCUUCGCCUGCAUCUUGUUCCCCUCCGUCAUCGUCCUCAAGGCCUACAGCCUCGUGAAGAGGACGUUCUUCCCCUCGUGCCCGAUCCCGUCCAGCCUGCAGGAGACCUUCUACGAUUCGUCCUCGAGCCCGAGCUCGGACCACCCGUCCCUGCUGACCCUGGAGUCAGAGUUGGAGAUCUGCCUGCAGAAGCUGGAGAUAUCUCCAGAAGUGGUCCCUCUGGAGAUUCACGCCGCCGAUGAGCCCGAGGGGCCGGAAGGCCUGCGACACAGCCGGCAAGGCAGCGGCGACAGCGGCGUCUACUCCGCCGAGGACAACUCGGGCCGCUCGAACAACAUGCAAGAGCCCGGCAAGGUAGCGGAGAAGAGGAUGGAUGUGCUUCUGAAUGCCAGGGACGUCGUCAUCCACAGCACCCCCGGUGGACACGGCUGGAACUGCGGUGUCCCUGAUCUGAUCGCAAAGACGAGCCAACCGGUUCUGGAUGCUGGGUUCUAAAACAUCGGGGUAGGAUCGGGAGACGUGACAUCACAAAGGGAGUCUUAACCACUUCAUUAACACAAACACUCUUCCAGAGGAUUCCAAACAGUUGAUCCAGAAGAAGAACCCCAGUGAAUCUUGUGCAGGAAGGGCACGGUGCCCAUCUUACUGAUAUGAUUCACGUCCACCCCUUGCCGCCGCUAUUCCCUUGCAAGGCCGCGUCUCUGGCCCCAAAAUAGCCUUGACUGUCCUCUUGCCAUUUGCACGAUCAGCGCACACCAACAUGCCUCUGCAUCCGGAAUUUCACACACAAAGCGAUUGUCCUACUCCAGGCUCUUCUCUGCACACAGCUCUUAUACCCAUUUUCACACCCUGUGCAUACAGUGAUUACAGUGCCAGUCAUUGUCAUGUGUGAUAUGAGGAAAGGCCUGGAAAAUAUGCGCUGCAUGUGUCAAGAUGUUUGCUGAAAACUGGUUGUGUGAAUGUCUGACCAUGUCAUAUCAGUGUUCGCACACAUGCAUCUGAGCCAUCUGUCUUUUCACUUCGGUCUUUAUGAUUCUUAUAGAAUCUCGAAGUGUCACAUCUCUGUCCUGUAAUUUUUUUUCGUGCAUUUUUUUUUCUCAGUUCUGAAGUUAGCUGUUAUACACUAAGUUAAUGGAAAGACACUUGAACGUGAAGGAUUUUAUUUUCUUGUUGUUUGACCUGUUGUUUACCUUUCGUAGAAGUGAAAGGGUUUUUUUUAUGAAGGAGUGGGGAAGGAGUUGUUUUGUAUACUGUGUCUCAGUUCUCAUGUGUCAGUGUGUGAGAAGAAGUUGUGUUUACUGGCACUGGACCAUGCCAGAUUGCUUGAGCCCAGUAUGUGUGUGUUCCCACAUUUGUAAAAUUGGCCUUCUGUUUAAUUACAUUACUUAUUAUUUACUCAAUUUUUAGGACUGAAUCAUUUUUGCAGGAGAAAUUCAGCGCAAACGCCAUGAUCCAGAGUAAUACCGUGGGGCUGGGGAUUCAAACCCGAGUCCACCUGAUUGCAAUUCAGAACUUUAAUUGCUGUCCCCCAGUGGCACUGCUGUAUGUACGCAGUCGUUUUGGGGUGGCUGUCCAUACUCUCCUUGAUGUAAACAGGCAUGUCCAUGUACAACAUCUAUUGCAACAUUUGUCCGCUGACAGUAUUACAGUAAUAUGCGCAUUAUCUACCUAUUAACGUUCACUAACAUGCACAGUUAUGAGUCUCACUCAUGCCACUGCAUAUUGUUGUACUUUUUUGGCAGCUCUUUAUAAUAAAGGUCUGUGUUAACAAUCAG